This is a messenger RNA of Talaromyces proteolyticus, 1913 nucleotides long. Its product is annotated as major facilitator superfamily domain-containing protein. Gene Ontology annotation, cellular component: membrane. The coding region runs from base 295 to 1839 and encodes 514 amino acids. Gene Ontology annotation, molecular function: transmembrane transporter activity. Gene Ontology annotation, biological process: transmembrane transport. NCBI's taxonomy places the organism in Eukaryota, Fungi, Ascomycota, Eurotiomycetes, Eurotiales, Trichocomaceae. The record is from RefSeq and is a predicted model, not a curated record. The transcript is spliced from 6 exons.
UUCAUCGCCCCACUCUAACCUCAACAAAAGUGCUCGAGCACAUUUUCCGUCCAAUAGUAAUAUUUAUCCCCAUCCCAACGAAAGGUUCCAUUGAUCGUUUUCUAUAUAUGUAAUGACUUCGGCCCGAAGGCUGGUCGAUCAAUUUAAACGGCUCUAAAAUGACAUCUUAGGGAAAAUUUCUUCCCGCCUCUUCUUUACCCCACGUGGAUUUCUCCGUCCGUGUGCAUGAACAUAUAACACUGAACCUAUAGAUAACUUCUCUGGACAUCAUUUGUUUGGUAAAGUAUAUCAGCGAUGAUUGGUAUUCCCAGGGAAGUUGUAAAUGAGCCCGGUGUCGAGGGCACAAUGAACCAUGCACCAGCAACAGAGAAAGACGAAGCAUUGGCGCUUGUCAACAAUGAUGUCGCUAUGGAAAUUGACCCAGUAGUCGAGAAAAGAGUGUUAAGAAAAAUCGAUCUAUUUUUCAUGCCUGCGAUGCUGGUUGGUUACGGGCUCGUCUACUAUGACAAAGCCAUUCUUGGGAGUGCCUCUCUCUUUGGGAUGACUACGGAUCUUCAUCUAUCAGUUACUGACAAGUCUACUCAUCCUCCCACGACGGAUACAUCCCGUUUGAGCUGGGCUACGUCCAUCUUUUAUUUCGGGAUGUUGGCUGGUCUGUAUCCUAUGUCUCUGAUUCUACAGCGAUUCAAUACGCGCCAUGUUCUUGGCCCGUUAGUCCUUGUCUGGGCUGUCGUAUGUGCCGCGACGGCCGGCGUUUCCACCUGGCAAGGACUUUUCAUCCAGCGUUUCUUCCUCGGAUUUGUGGAAAGUGUUAUCCCAACUGGCUUCAUUUUGACAGUCAGCAGCUAUUAUACUCAAGAUGAGCAAGCUCUUCGGCAUUCGUGGUGGUUCUCCGGUACCGGAGUAUUUACCAUCAUUGGCGGUGCACUUAACUAUGGAUUUGGUCAGAUUACAUCUGGCACGCUAAAGAGGUGGCAAUAUAUUUAUCUUCUUGCCGGCGCUUUGACUUUUAUCUUUGGCCUCUGGUGCUUGUUCAUACCCAACUCUCCUGUCUCGGCAUGGUUCCUAACUGCUGAUGAGAGAGUUGUCGCGGUGGAACGCCUCCGGAAGGGCCAGACCGGCGUUAGAUGCCAGAAGAUCAAAAUGAGCCAGGUUCGAGAAUGUUUAACCGAUAUCAAGUUCUAUCUAAUUGCCAUCAUGAUGGCUUCGGCCUAUACAAUCAACGGUGCUGUAUCUGGAUUUGGCCCCUUGAUCGUCAGCACGUUCGGUUAUGACACUCUCGACAGCAUUCUCUUCCAAUUUCCCCUCGGUGCUGUCUGUGUUAUUUUCAUUCCUCUGUGCGGCUAUAUCGCUUCGCGUGUACCCAAUACUCGUAUUAUCAUGUUGCUCGCCUGCUGUUUGCCAGUCAUCACAGGCUGUGCUUUGGUUUGGAAGUCUACAUGGGGUUAUCAUCCCGUUGCCCCUGUCGUGGGUUAUUCACUGACAGGGUUCUUUGGGCCGGUUGUGAGUUUGAUUAUCACCUUGGGGGCGAGCAAUGUUGCUGGCGCAACAAAGAAAGCUAUAAUGGCCGCGACUGUGUUUGUGGCAUACACUGUGGGAAACAUUAUCGGGCCACAGCUUGUGAAUUCAAAGACAAAGGAUCGGCAUUAUCCCGAGUUGUGGACUGGCUUGAUAAUAUGUUAUUGCAUCACCAUCGUCAGUUCAACUGCCUUAUAUAUUGCUUUAAAAAUCGAAAACCGGCGAAGAGACCAACUAGGACUAGACGAAAGUCAACGUGAUAAGAUGGCAUUUUCUGAUUUGACUGACGGAGAGAAUAUGUAUUUCAGAUAUGUUUUGUAGAUUCAUCAUUUCAUAGACCAUGGCUAUAACAUAUUUAAUCCACACAUCUUUAGAAAUACUGUGAAGGCACCGGC